AUGGGACGUCGCCCGGCUCGCUGCUACCGCUACUGCAAGAACAAGCCGUUCCCCAAGUCGAGGUACAACCGUGGUGUCCCCGACCCGAAGAUCCGCAUCUUCGACCUGGGACGCAAGAAGGCCUCGGUCGACGACUUCCCCUUCUGCGCCCACCUGGUCUGCGAUGAGCACCAGCAGAUUACCUCGGAGGCGCUAGAGGCCGCCCGUAUCUGUGCCAACAAGUACAUCACCAAGACGUCGGGCAAGGACUCGUUCCACCUGCGCGUCCGCGUCCACCCGCACCACGUCAUCCGCAUCAACAAGAUGCUUUCGUGCGCCGGUGCCGAUAGGCUCCAGACCGGCAUGCGCGGUGCCUACGGCAAGCCCUACGACACCGUCGCCCGCGUCGACAUUGGCCAGAUCCUCCUCUCGGUCCGCACCCGUGACUCGAACAAGGCCGUCGUCCUCGAGGCGCUCCGACGAUCGCGAUACAAGUUCGCCGGUCGCCAGAAGAUCAUCAUCUCCAAGAAGUGGGGCUUCACCAACAUGAACCGCGAGCAGUACCAGACCGCCAAGGACCAGAACCGCAUCCUCAAGGACGGCUGCUACCUCCAGUACGUCGCCCCCAAGGGCCCCCUCGAGGACAACCUCCGCCUCCAGGCCCGCAUCGCCGCCCAGAAGUAA
Molecule: messenger RNA, 663 nt
Organism: Pseudozyma flocculosa PF-1
Lineage: Eukaryota; Fungi; Basidiomycota; Ustilaginomycetes; Ustilaginales; Ustilaginaceae
Exons: 2
Coding region: 1-663 (220 amino acids)
Biological process (GO): ribosomal large subunit assembly; translation
Cellular component (GO): ribosome; cytosolic large ribosomal subunit
Molecular function (GO): structural constituent of ribosome
Source: RefSeq, a predicted model, not a curated record